Messenger RNA from Racocetra persica, 567 nucleotides. The record is from the annotation of a GenBank genome assembly. Lineage: Eukaryota; Fungi; Glomeromycota; Glomeromycetes; Diversisporales; Gigasporaceae.
AUGGGAGACACCAAAACCUGGUUAGACCAUUAUUAUCCCGUAAAUGGCACUUGUAUAAGAGUUGAUGAUAAAGAAAAUUAUGGCAAAGUCAGAAAUCAAAUCGUUAAUUUAGAUAUUAGUAAUCAAAAUUUAGAAGGUGAUUUUCAAUUGGGCAGUUCCUUACCCAACCUAAAAAAACUGAACUUUUCAUUUAAUCAAAUAACUGGCAUGAGUUGGGACACGCUUUUGAUUAUGGAAGAAUUUGAUGGAUCUUACAAUCAGUUAAAUCAAAGUUAUACUAUACACUCUUCUUCUAUAAAAACCAUAAAUAUUUCUCACAAUAAUAUCACUGCUUUUGAUUAUUACACUCCCAAUUUAGCUUAUUUAGAUAUUACUAGUAAUUUAUUUACUACUCUUGAUCUUCAUAGUACACCAAACUUAGUGGAGUUAAAAUGUUCCAAUAAUAGCAUUUCUAGCUUGACUUUAAACCAAACUUCUAAACUUGUUCUUUUUGAUUGUUUUGGCGCUAAACUUGUUUCAACUUCCACUUCUCCCACCUUUACUCCUUCAACUUCUCUUUCACCAACA